Molecule: messenger RNA, 4348 nt
Organism: Candoia aspera
Lineage: Eukaryota; Metazoa; Chordata; Lepidosauria; Squamata; Candoiidae
Gene: LGALSL
Product: galectin like
Exons: 5
Coding region: 224-739 (171 amino acids)
Molecular function (GO): carbohydrate binding
Source: RefSeq, a predicted model, not a curated record
GAAUGCCUCCUGGAUCCCGGGCACGGGACAGCCGAGAUUAGCUCCCGCCCCCGUCCCUCCCCCUCUGGCUCCCUCCCUCUCUCCGAUUCCCUGCCUGUUCAGCUCCGGAUGCGCCUUGGCCAGCGCUCGGCAGGCACGUCUAAGCCGGGUUCUGCCCUCCUGCAGCUCCCCCUCUUCCUCCUCCAGCCGAUCGAGGCUUAGAUCGCUGCACCGUCUCAACAAGAUGGCGGGGUCGGUGGCAGAGAGGGACGCGGUGAAAAUAGAGGACAGACUUUUAAACAACUCUUUGGGAUCCCCAGUUCAAGCCGAAGUGUAUUUUCCACGACUGAUUGUCCCUUUCUGUGGGCACAUCAAAGGAGGAAUGAGGCCAGGCAAGAAAGUCGUGGUAAUGGGCAUCGUGGAUCUCAACCCAGAGAGUUUUGAUAUCAGUCUUACGUGUGGAGAUUCAGAAGAUCCUCCUGCGGAUAUAGCAAUCGAACUGAAAGCCAUAUUUUCAGAGAAACAGUUCCUCAGGAAUUCCUGCAUAUCUGGAGAAUGGGGAGAAGAACAGUCAUCUCUUCCAUAUUUCCCAUUUAUCCCUGACCAACCCUUCAGGGUUGAAAUAUUGUGCGAGCACCCUCGUUUUAGAAUAUUUGUGGAUGGACACCAGCUUUUUGAUUUUUACCAUCGCAUUGAGAAGUUAUCAGCUAUUGAUACAAUAAAGAUAAAUGGAGAUCUCCAGAUUACUAAACUUGGUUGACCUAGGUUUUUCAAAUUAUUAAAAAGAAAAAAACAAAGAUAACCAAAAUUUUAGAUUCCAAAUUGGCUCUGGUGCUAUUAGCCUCUGUCUGAAGAAGGAGUGAGAAUUUCGUUUGGGACACCUACUUAUCAGACAGGGAUCAUCAUUUUCUUCUCCGCAGCAAAGGACAUGUUGAUGAAUUGAACUAUUGUUUAUUUGAAUGAAGAAAGCACUUAAUGAUAAAUAGAUACUGAGCCGUCCUUCUUUUUUGGAACUAAAAAGCCUACCCCUGCUGGAUAAUCACAUUAUAAUGGAUCUUGAAAGAGUUACUUCAUUGUCUAAACUGUAUAAGCUAUUCAUCUUCCCAAUAAGAGGGCAGGUUUUGAAACCAACUGCUAAAUCUAUUACAGCAAGGACUUUUUAUUUUUUGCAAAUAAUCAUCAUCAUCAUAAUAAAAAAAUUCUCCUGCACUUAAGUGGAUUAAUGUAAGUGUAACACCAAUCACAAAAUCAGGCUAGGUAUGGAAGCCAUUAUUCAGUGCCUACAUUAUUCAAACCAACAGCAAAGGUCCCAUAGAUGUUAAUGGUGCAGGGUUGGUUAGUUGGACACUGUGGCAGUGGUCUAGCACAUGCUCAGCCCCUUCAUCCCGCCUAAUCAAGGGAAUGCAAGAAUAUAUAAUUACAGACAGGAUUGUGGCCAGCUGAAUUGCCAAGGAAAAGGCAGAAACUGAGCAAUGGCUUCUGGAUUUAGCCUGCAUAUUUUAGUCAGGGUAUGUGUAUAGAAUGUAGGUCAUUACAUGUUUUGCACAAUGUAAUAUUAAUACAAUCUUUAAGAACUUUCCUCUAGUUUAUUUAUUGCUACUCAUUGUGUUAAUGUAUUCACAGAAAAAGUGAACAAUAUUAUUGAAGCUUAAGAGCAGCAAAGUAUAAGCGUUCUGGAUAUACAAUGUUAUAGUUACAUACCAUUUUGGAAAUACCUGCUGUUUAUCUUAAGAUGGUUGGGGAUAUUCUUGUGGUGCCCUCACAACAUCACAAAAGCUUGUCUGUCAUGUCUUCACCAGAAAUUGCUUUCAGUAUGUUGUAAUUUUGCUGUAAAUGGUAGCUCGGAAUUCACCAUUGCUUAGGAGCCCCCCCACUCCCUCAGUUAAUCCCUCAGUUAAUAAGGCUUACUAAUUUGAUUGGGAUAUGCGUAGACUGCAGUUCCAUUAUACUCAUUACCCAGGAGUAAGCCCCCUUCUGGGCAAUGAAAUUGAUUUCUGAGUAAACAUUGUAAAAUAGCACUGUUGGAGCUUGAGAAUACCAUGCGUGUUUGCAAACCAGUGCCCUUGGUGGCUGCUGUCCUAAUUGGGGGAGGGGAUAAAAUUCUCAGCUCAUCGAAGGACAAAAAUUUAGCCCUUAUAAAUGGCCUAAUUUACAAUUUAAUCUAAUUUUCCUAAUGUAGGAAUAUUGGAUGUUUACAAAUAGUAGUUUUUAGUGAUGGGCAUAACUGCAUUAUCACUGUAAUUAUACUGCAGAAUGAAUGAGUAAAUGCAGUGAUUUUUUUCCCCUUGGUUCUUUAGGAAUCAGUGCAAUUUAUAUACCUUGGACCAUAUUCACAGUGAACGGCAAAGGAUUUAUUUGAGUGUUACAGUGUGAAGAAAAAUGUCUAUUUGCAUUAUUUUUAGAACUUGUAUAAUAGGGACUUUUAAAAGACAUUUAUUAUGGAGACUUUUGUAGUAUAACUUUUUUUAAAGGCAAAAAAGGAACAAAAUAAUUUAUGCUUGAAUCAUAAAGGAGGUCUGUUUCAAUCAAUCAAAGCAGGAACCUUCUUGUUUAAGACUAGAUACAGUAGCUUUAUUGUGCACUCCCCAAACAUCAGCUCACCUUAUCUGAUCUUUGAGUUCACGUCUCAUUUAAUGAAGUGGAGGUAUGAAUUUGUCUCUUAGACAGGAAAUCUGUAAAAUAGACAUGGCUGCCAUUCUGUGGCCCCAGAAAGAGUCAUUGGUUGUGCACAAACCCUCUGUGUUGGCUUACGCUGAUGUACUACGUUGCAGAAGUGAUUGACCUACACAGUUUGAAGUUUAAAAAAUAAUGGAAUCACAUCACACCCAGUCUGUUUGGGUGGUCUUCUAAAUGCAGGAGCAUUACCUUGUGGCAUUCUGCAGCAUAAAAUAGCUGUAGCUGAUGAAAAAUUGCUUGAGAUAGUAGGGAAUAGUUGCUUCCUUGUCUUUAAGAGAUAGAAAAGGGAUCCAAAAGAUUUAUUCAGGAUUCACUAUAGUCGAAAGGAGCACCACAAAGUAACUAAAGCCACAGUUUGUCACCCAUUUACUAGGGAGUUAAUUUCACUUAAUAUCAGUGGGACUUAACUUCUCUGUUAAAAAGUGCUAUGAGAUUGUAGCCCUAAAUUCUCUGAAGGCUGUAGGACUUAUUUCUGCACAAACAUACUUAGCAGUCAUGCCAUAAGACUAUCUUACUCACAUUUACUUAAGACAGCCCCAUUAUACUUGAUGAUACUAAUUUCCAAAUAAUCUUGAAUAGAAACAGAAUAUGAUAUGUUUCAGUCUUAAGUAUGCCUGAGGGUAGAUCUGACUGUUUUUUAAAAAGUUGGGGAAGAGGAGCUACUCCUGAGUAAUUCUGGCUAGGAUGGGGAAGCAUGUUAAAGUCACAAUAUUUGAUAUAGUUAAAUAUUAAACCUAUUUCUUUAAUCAAAGAAUAUAUAAUUUUGUUAAAAUGGCAUAUUACUUCUGAAUUAAUCAGAACCAGAGAUCUGCAUAUUCUUGGAGUAAUUCGUCCAUAGCAUGCUUCUUUAACUGAAUACUGCACAUCCGGGUGAAAAUCUAUAACUUCUGGUUGAAGUUGGACUCAAGCUACUAUCCAGUCCAGCAGUACAAUGAGCAGCCCAGUCUACAAACACACUUCACACUGUAAACAUUGGUUUACAAGUCAGAAUUCCUGAAGCUGCACAAAAGUGUGACCACAGUUUUAAGCAUGCAAAUUUUCACUUUGAAAUAAAUGGUCAGAUCAUAUAAUAGAAUCCUACUUGCUCUGUGUAGAUCCUCCAGACCUUUUCCCAUUUUAUGUUCUUACUGUAGGCAUGCUUUUAUUUAUGUCUCUGCUGGAUAUUCUUAUUAUUUGUCCCUCAGAAUUCCACCUAUGAAGAUAAUUGACAUCCCCCAAGAUUUUGUAGGAUUGUUUUGCCAUCAUAGUUACACCUAUGAAGAUUCAUUAAAUCUAGGUACACUGAAAUGUGCAACUGGAAGAAACUUAACUUUGAAUGUCCUGAUUUACCCUUGUUCCAAAUAAAUAUCACAGCCUAAAUUGGCCCUCCCCAGCCUUCUUCAAUGAACAUUAUGGGAGAUGUAGUCAUUAGAGCACUAGGUUGGGGAAGACUGAUCCCAAUGGUUACUUUUCAGGCAACAAUUUCCCACUACUACUUACCAGUAACUUCUUUUGAAUCAAUUUAUAUGUCAUGUUCUCUUCAUAUUGCUAUUAGAUUCUGUGUAGGAUUUUUACCAGGAUGUAUUCACAUGGUGUAUAUAUAUUGUUAAACUGUGCCAUUUUUUAAUGUCUUAAGAAAUCUGACAAUAUUUCUAUAUAAUACAAAAGAGAGAGUGAGAAAGAGAGAUAUUCUUGAAAAUAAAAGCCAACAGAG